Molecule: messenger RNA, 1434 nt
Organism: Aspergillus alliaceus
Lineage: Eukaryota; Fungi; Ascomycota; Eurotiomycetes; Eurotiales; Aspergillaceae
Gene: glfB
Product: UDP-galactofuranose transporter
Exons: 7
Coding region: 149-1342 (397 amino acids)
Cellular component (GO): endosome; Golgi apparatus; trans-Golgi network
Molecular function (GO): antiporter activity
Source: RefSeq, a predicted model, not a curated record
CAAAAAUCACAGGACUUAUUCCUUUCCUUUCAGGUCUCCCUGUCGUUCUUCACCCGUGGCCUCCGCGCAGUUUAGUCAAAGCAGCCUUUUACGGCCGCGACCCUUCGAAUUCCAACGCUUUCUAUCAGAACAAAGUCGCAUCCUGAAAAUGAGCUCUGAAGGAGAAAAGGCCAGAACCUCCGGCGAGGUCUCCCGCCCGGAGCCUACUCUGCCUACCGUCAACCCUGCUGCUGAGAGGGCAGAGCCUCCCAAGCCUACUUUCCACCCCGCGGUCUACGUGAGUGUCUGGAUUGCCCUGAGUUCCAGUGUUAUCCUGUUCAACAAGCACAUCCUCGAUUAUGCUCAGUUCCGCUUUCCUAUUAUCCUUACAACAUGGCAUUUGGCGUUCGCAACUUUCAUGACCCAGCUUCUCGCCCGUACCACCACCUUGCUUGAUGGCCGGAAAACUGUUAAGAUGACUGGCCGUGUUUAUCUUCGCGCUAUCGUCCCUAUUGGCCUUUUCUUCAGUUUGAGCUUGAUCUGUGGUAAUGUGACAUACUUGUAUCUGAGUGUUGCUUUCAUCCAGAUGCUGAAGGCUACUACUCCGGUCGCUGUGCUCUUCGCCACCUGGGGAAUGGGAAUGGCUCCUGUCAACUAUAAGGUUUUGAUGAACGUCUCCAUCAUUGUCAUCGGUGUCAUCAUUGCCUCUUUCGGUGAAAUCAAGUUCGUCUUCAUCGGAUUCCUCUUCCAGAUUGGCGGGAUCAUUUUCGAGGCCACCCGUCUGGUCAUGGUGCAGCGCCUGCUUAGCUCCGCCGAGUACAAGAUGGACCCUCUGGUCUCUCUGUACUACUUUGCUCCCGUCUGUGCUGUGAUGAACGGUGUCACUGCUCUGUUCAUCGAGGUUCCUAACCUUACCAUGGACCACGUUUACCGUGUUGGUGUAUGGACUUUGUUGCUGAAUGCUGUUGUUGCCUUCUUGCUAAACGUCUCGGUUGUCUUCUUGAUUGGAAAGACUUCUUCCCUUGUCAUGACUCUCUGUGGUGUUCUGAAGGACAUUCUCCUUGUCGUUGCCUCGAUGAUGAUUUGGCAGACUCCCGUCACCCCUCUUCAGUUCUUUGGCUAUUCCAUUGCCCUCAUUGGUCUGGUUUACUACAAGCUCGGUGGUGACAAGAUCAAGGAAUAUACCAGCCAGGCCAACCGUUCCUGGGCUGAAUACGGUGCCAACCACCCCGCCAAGCGCAAGUCUAUCAUCAUCGGCGCUGUUGUUCUUAUCUUCUUCCUACUGGUUGGAUCUAUGGCACCCAGCUACACUACCGACUCUGUCAAGGGGUUGCUAGGUGGCGCCACUGCUGGAAACGCAUAAUGGCGCCCUUUUCCUUUCUAAUUGGAGACGAAUCAAUCGCAAUGUCUGGCUUUGCGAAGUAUUAUUGCCCAGACAGAUACGGAGUGGAUGCG